Messenger RNA from Archocentrus centrarchus (flier cichlid), 4194 nucleotides. It is a transcript of the gene nod2, whose product is annotated as nucleotide-binding oligomerization domain containing 2. The coding region runs from base 156 to 3125 and encodes 989 amino acids. Gene Ontology annotation, biological process: regulation of apoptotic process. The transcript is spliced from 11 exons. Lineage: Eukaryota; Metazoa; Chordata; Actinopteri; Cichliformes; Cichlidae. Gene Ontology annotation, molecular function: protein binding. The record is from RefSeq and is a predicted model, not a curated record.
GGAAGAGGGGAGUCUAAAACGCUGCGCUGUCUCUGCCUGGAUGGCAGAACGAAGGAAAAAAAUCCAUGUUCCUAUUAAACGUUUUCACAAAGAUAAGAAGCAGAAGUAGCCACAAACCGACUGUCCCUGAGCAUGGGCGCUGACAUGGACAAAGUAUGCUUGCCAAGGAACUAGUGCUUAAACAACGGACGACGAUACUGCAUGCACUGUGCAGCAGUGGGUCAACUGAACAUCUGGAAAGGAUUCUGGAUAUACUGCUCGCCCAGGGAGGACUGACAUGGGAGGACUACCAGAACAUACAGGUACUGGGAAGAGCGCUAUAUGCCAAUGCCAGACAGCUGCUUGACUUGGUUUAUACAAAGGGUGAGGACACAUGUGAGCUCUUUCUGGCUGCUCUCAAACUGGUCUUGCCUGAAGAGCAGGCAGCGGUCCUCUCCUUUUCUGAAUCCUGCUCAAAUCUCGAAGACAAAGAUGAAUAUCAGAGCACCUCUCAUCAUACCCUUCUGACUCAAAGGCCAAGCCUUGUCUACAAGCUUCAGGGCUGCAUUGAUGGUGCUCUGGAAACUCUGCUGGAUUUGGGUCACUUUUCUUCAUCUGAUUGUGAGGAAGUGCGGUUACCUAUAUACACUCCCACUCAACAGGCAAGGCGUCUGCUUGACCAGGUCAGAUCCAAAGGAGAUUCAGUGGCAACGGUUCUCCUGCAGUACAUUCACCAAAAACAAGAACCUGGAUCCGCGUUUAACCAGAGUAAUCUGACUCCUCCCAAAGAAGUCUUAAAGUACCAGAAGAAGCUGAGCAGCUCUGUGUCUGCCCAGGCCUGCUUUCUCAGUACUUAUGGCGGAACUAGCCACAUGCCUCUUGAGGACAUUUACAUUGAUGGUCAGCUAGAACUAGCUGAAGACUCCGUUAAUGCCCAAGGACCUUUGGGACUGGAAGACAUAGUAGGUUUGGCAGGCAUAGUCAAUAAGGAGGCUGACACAGUGAUUGUAUCUGGGGAGGCAGGCAGUGGAAAAAGCACCCUUCUCCAGAGGCUGCACUUGCUCUGGGCUCAAGGAGCAGCCCUUCGGGACUUUCUCCUUCUGUUUCCAUUCAGCUGUCGCAGGUUGAAUUCAGAGCACAAUGAACUGUCUGUCCAGGAGUUGCUGUUUCAGCACUGCUGCUGGCCAGACCGGGAGCAAGCAGAAAUUUUCCAGUUCAUCUUGGACCACCCGCAUCUCAUCCUGUUCACCUUCGAUGGCCUGGAUGAGCUCAAGCAGAGCUUUUCAGAUGAACAAAGAAUCUGCUGCCCCACCCAGCGUGCACCUGUUCAUAUACUAUUGUUCAACUUAAUCCAGGGUUCCCUCAUGAAGGGGGUGCAGAAAGUGGUCACUAGCCGUUCAGAGGCAGUGAGCCCAUUGUUAAAGAAGCACCUCCGCAAAGAGGUUGUCCUGAAAGGCUUUUCCCCAAAUGGGAUUGACUGUUUUGUGAAGAAGCACCACAGGGACCCAACUGUAGCUGCUAAGGUUUUAGAGUCCCUCCAGGCAAACACAGCUUUACUUGGACUAUGUCAUAGUCCAGUUCUUUGCUGGAUUGUCUCACAGUGCCAUAAGGAGCUGCUGGGCUGUGGAGAAGGCAGCCCCAAAACAAUUACAGACGUUUACCUGAUGAUCUUACAGCACUUUCUCCAGCACCAAAGCCCUCUGAGGAGCACCAUGGGUUCAGGUUGGCUACAAGAGCACUUAAAAACAGUGCUUCUUCUUGGGCAGCUUGCUUUUGAGGGGAUUACAACCACCUGUUAUAUCUUUUCAGGUACAGACCUAGAGGCAUGUGGUGUAACUGAAAAGGAUAUCUGCAUGGUUUUUCUGACAAAAAGCAAAGAUAUGUCCUCCACCCACUCUAAGUGCUAUGAAUUCCUCCAUAUGACAAUGCAAUGUUUCUUUGCUGCUCUUUUUAUUGUUUUGUCAAGUAACACUAACCGUUCAGUUAUUCCAAAGCUCUUUGAGCUAGAAAACAUGAGGGAGGCAGGUCUGAGCAGUGUGUGCUUCAGAGCCUGCUUGCCUUCCAGUGACCAACAACAGCAAGCUUUAGAGAAGGAAACUAAAGCAGCAGAGACACCAAAUCUGCAAAUCACAGCCAUGUUUGUGUCUGGACUAUUGUCCCAGCGCCAUCAAAAACUGUGGCUCCACUGCUGCCCCAGUGCUGUGGUGGAGAAAAAGGCCAGACAAGUGGCAAGAUGCCUUUCCAAAGGCAUGCAGAAACACUUUAGGUCCAUCCCCCAACCUGUUCAAGGGGAGAAGAAGAGCAUGCAUGCAAUGCCAGACUUUGUGUGGCUUAUAAAAUGUCUCUAUGAGAUGCAGGAGAGCCGGAUAGCUAAAGAUGCUAUGAGUAAGUUGGAGGUGGACCAUCUGAAAUUGACAUACUGUAAUAUCGGUCCUGUAGAGUGCACUGCACUCGCUUAUGUGCUCCAGCAUUUAAGAAACCCUGUAGGCCUCCAGCUGGACAACAACUCUGUGGGUGAUGUUGGAGUGGAACAGCUUCUUCCCUGCAUGCACAUUUGCAGUUCCCUUUACCUCAGAAAUAAUAACAUUACAGAUGAGGGUGUCCACAAACUGAUUGCUAAAAGCAUCCAGUGCGACAGCUUCCAGAAAAUUGCGCUCUUCAACAACAAACUAACUGAUGCUUGCAUGCAGAAUUUUUCACAUUUACUGAAGACCAAGCAGGAUUUCCUUUCUUUAAGGCUAGGCAACAAUAAUAUAACAGCAGAAGGAGCAAAGCAGCUGGCAGAGGGACUGAAAGCCAACCAUUCCUUGAAGUACUUGGGACUUUGGGGCAAUAAGAUAGGUGAUGAAGGAGCUGAGGCCCUUGCUAAUGGUCUGGAGAGCAAUAGCUCUCUGGUGUGGCUAAGCUUGGUGGGCAAUGGUGUUGGGAGUGCAGGAGCAUGUGCCCUGGCUAAUAUCAUCAGGGACAACACAUCACUGGAGGAACUUUGGUUGACAGAGAAUUGCAUAACCAAAAUGGGCGUGGAAUGUCUGAUUGAAGCCCUCAAACACAAUAGACAUGUAACGUCAAUAUGGUUGAGAAACAAUGCCCUCAGUCUGGAAGAAGUAGAAGAAAUGAAGCAACGUGAAUCAAGACUGAUUUUCUGAUUUAUAUUUUGCUGGUUAAAGACUGUAUUCUACAACAAAAUGUGUUUUAUUUAUUACAGGAAACAGUUUCUAUUUAAAUGUGAGAUGUAAAAAGUGUGAAUUUUUAUUUUUAAGUUUAUAAUUUUGUUCUGGGUUUAUCUAAGUUUGGAAAAUACAUUUGUAUUAGAUUUUUAUAGGUGCAAGUGGCACUGUCAUUGCUUUAUACGAUAACAAAUACCACUAUUAACAUCACCACCACAACUGCUACUACUCACAGUGAUAAUGGAGUGCCUUAGGCCUUUUAUCCUCCUUUGUGCGCCCAUCUUCUAGAAACCUUGGCGUCAUUUUUGAUACUGCUCUGAAAUUUGAUAAACAGAUUAGCUUGGUAGUCAAGACAUGUUUCUUUCAUUUAAGACUUUUAAGUAAAAUAAAGGGAUAUCUCCCGCCACCGGACCUGGAGAGAGCAAUUCAUGCCUUCAUCACCAGUCGUCUGGACUAUUGCAACUCGCUUUAUGUGGGAUGUGAACAGCGUCUUUCCAAUCGUCUACAACUAGUUCAAAAUGCAGCAGCACGGCUGUUGACAGGCACUAAACGGCGUGAUCACAUUUCGCCCAUUUUAGCCUCUCUACAUUGGCUUCCUAUUUCUUUUCGAAUCCAGUUUAAAAUGCUAUUUCUGGUUUUUAAGAGUUUAAACGGAUUAGCACCUGUAUAUUUAACUGAAUUGUUGAGGCCCUACAUCCCGAUUAGAGAACUGAGGUCCUCCGAUCAAAAGCUUUUGACCAGAUAUAAAUCUAAUUUGAAGAGUAGAGGGGAUAGAGCCUUUGCCGUGGUUGCCCCUAAACUCUGGAAUGACCUCCCUCUCCACAUAAGAGAAGUUCAUUCCCCUACUACUUUUAAAAAACUUAAUAAAACUUAUUUAUUUGCAUGUGCAUUUCAGACUUGUAGAUAGAUCUUCUUGGCAUUACUAUUGGCACUACUAUUACAGUCCUUCAUUGUUUAUGGUUUUAUUAUGUUUUUAUUUUUGUUUUAUGUUCUUAUGUUUUAUAUUAUUUUAUUUGUUUUAUGCCCUGUGAAGCACUUUGGUCAGCGG